This is a messenger RNA of Paramecium octaurelia, 222 nucleotides long. NCBI's taxonomy places the organism in Eukaryota, Ciliophora, Oligohymenophorea, Peniculida, Parameciidae. The record is from the annotation of a GenBank genome assembly.
AUGUUAGAAAAGAGAAUUUUUCAAAUGGAUAGAAGUUAUGCUAAACAAAUGGACAUCUCAAAAAACACCUUUUGGGUGCUUAAGAACCUCCUGGGAACUUUGAAAGAAAUAAUGAAUAUGUAAUUGGAGAGAAUAAAUUUUAAGGCAAAGUCUAAAGAAGCCUUUAGGAAUAUAUAAACGAUAUUGGCAAGUAAAUCCAGAAAGAAACCUUUUACAUUCUGA